Messenger RNA from Dibothriocephalus latus, 195 nucleotides. The record is from the annotation of a GenBank genome assembly. Lineage: Eukaryota; Metazoa; Platyhelminthes; Cestoda; Diphyllobothriidea; Diphyllobothriidae.
UCCUCAGCAGAUGACAAAUCUUGGAUGGCAGUGGUGGGCGACUUCAAUCUGGAGUGGGACGACGGAGAACAGCACGUGAUUCCAGUCGCAGAAAUAGACAUUCAUCCAAAGUUUGAACAACGUGAAGCCUUUGACUUUGACGUCGCACUCCUGCGGCUGUCUCAGCCCGUAAAUUACUCCUACGCCGUCCAACCG